GUCUCCGCCUCCCCGCUGUAAGCGCGGAGAAGGGCGGUUCGGCUCCGAGCAGCGCGCCCCAGGCCCGGCGACCCUAUCACUGCCACCACCAUGGUGAAGGCAGGCAGGAAGGGAUGCGGCUGCCUGGGCUUCCUGAGGAAGAACUGGCUCCUGCUCAGCACGCUGGUCGCCGUGCUGCUGGGUAUUGGAGUUGGCAUGCUGGUACGAGAAUAUGGCAAGCUGUCUAACCUGGAUAAAUUCUACUUUUCCUUUCCUGGGGAGGUGCUGAUGAGAAUGCUCAAACUUAUCAUUCUGCCAUUAAUCAUAUCAAGUAUGAUCACAGGAGUUGCUGCUUUGGAUUCCAGUGUUUCAGGGAAGAUUGGUUUGCGAGCCGUCGUAUAUUACUUCUGCACUACAGUCAUUGCUGUAAUAUUAGGGAUUGUCUUAGUUGUGACCAUUAAACCUGGAGUACCUCAAACAGCAGAUGAAAUAGACAGAGUGGGCAGCACCCCGGAGGUCAGUACUGUUGAUGCCAUGCUGGAUCUGAUCAGGAAUAUGUUCCCAGAAAAUCUUGUCCAGGCCUGUUUUCAACAGUACAAAACCAAACGUGAAAAAGUGGAAGAUACAACUGGUGUGGAUAAAAAUGGCUCCACAUUUACAGAAGAACUUGUUACAACUGCUACGACAGCAGAAGUUUUGGAGAAUAAAACUCAAGAAUAUAAGAUCGUGGGCGCGUAUUCUGAUGGCAUCAAUGUUCUUGGCUUGAUCGUCUUUUGUCUUGUUUUUGGAAUGGUUAUUGGAAAAAUGGGAGACAAAGGACAAGUUCUAGUGGAUUUUUUCAAUGCACUGAAUGAAGCUACAAUGAGGAUAGUUCAGAUAAUUAUGUGGUAUAUGCCAAUUGGUAUUGUGUUUUUAAUUGCUGGGAAGAUAAUAGAAGUUGAGGACUGGGAAAUCUUUCGUAAACUGGGUCUUUAUAUGGCUACAGUAUUAAGUGGACUUGCAAUCCAUUCCACUAUAAUUCUGCCACUGAUCUACUUUAUAAUAGUAAGGAAAAAUCCUUUUCGAUUUGCCAUGGGGAUGGCUCAGGCACUUCUGACAGCCCUCAUGAUUUCUUCCAGUUCAGCAACUUUGCCCGUCACCUUCCGAUGUGCAGAAGAAAAAAACUUCAUUGACAAAAGAAUUACCAGAUUUGUACUUCCAGUUGGAGCUACUAUCAACAUGGAUGGCACAGCUCUCUACGAGGCAGUAGCAGCUGUAUUUAUUGCACAACUGAAUGACUUGGAACUAGAUAUUGGCCAGAUAGUUACCAUUAGUGUCACAGCUACAGCAGCCAGCAUUGGAGCUGCUGGUGUUCCCCAAGCUGGACUUGUCACCAUGGUGAUUGUUCUGAGCGCUGUUGGCCUGCCAGCUGAAGACGUUACUCUGAUCAUUGCAGUUGACUGGCUUCUAGAUCGAUUCAGAACAAUGGUGAAUGUCUUGGGAGAUGCCUUUGGUACUGGGAUAGUGGAGAAGCUCUCUAAAAAGGAACUGGAACAGAUGGAUGUUUCCUCUGAUGUCAACAUAGUCAACCCUUUUGCCUUGGAAACUACAAUACUUGAUAAUGAUGAAACAGAGACCAAGAAAUCAUACAUCAAUGGAGGCUUUGCUGUAGAUAAAUCUGACACCAUAUCCUUCACGCAGACAUCUCAGUUCUAAAGCCAGUAGCUUUCAGAUGAAAGAGAAGCACUACAGGACAUGGCUAUAUGCAAGAUCUUUAAAAGCUUGAAGGAAUAUUGAGAAUGAAUUAUGUCUCGCACAUAUAUGAUUUACUGUAGAGACUCUGAUCCUCAUCACCAAUUCUGCCCCCUUCUGAUCAUCUCUCAGCAAUUUGAAUUCACUACUUUUGAUCCUUGUAGAAGACAAAGACAGAUAUUUUUUUUUUUAAGUAUAUACUAUUGCUGAGGAUAUGAAAUGCCUCUUUGGAUUCAGCAUGCUCGUAAGUGGGGAUUAAUAGCUGGAAUAGCCAAAUGUGUUUUUCUCAGGAGUAGCACAGCAUUCCACAUCUCACCUGCAUUAUGAAACACCUGUAUGAAGACUGUUUUAACAUCUUUGCCUUCUAAAAGCAUCGCACAAGACACCUACUGUAUCUUGAUCACAUGCCAAAAGACUCAUUUCUGCAGCUGAGAGGUCACCACUAGGGCAGAUUGAUUUAGAAAAAAUUCAGAAACCCGCGAGGCUGUGUAAUAAGGAUUGUAUUGCAAACAAGGUUUCAUUUUUUAAUCAUUAAAUAAUUGGGCACAGAAAAGUUUCCAUUGUUUGUAUAGCCACGUUUCUCCAUGUCUUUCAUGUAAAUGCCAUCCACUGGCACUGGCUUUCAGAGGUGAACCAAAAUGCUGUGGGCUUAACAUUCUUGUAUUUGAAUGGGUUUAAAAAAGUGAAACUUCUCAAGUUUAGGUGCUUUAGUGACAGUCUGAUACAUUUCCAUUAGAAACAAUAGUAAGUUAGAUUACCUUUGACCAUUACGAAAUAUUAAAAAGCCCAAAGUAGGCAGAGUUCUCAAAGAUAAAAAUAGACUAUAAAGUAAUAUGGAAUGCGGAUACUAAAGCUUUACUCCUUAGAACAAAAAUAAUUAUAGUAUGAAGAGUUUAGGAGGCAUGCCUUGUUAUAGAAAGCAGCCACUGUCAGUAAGCUUUUUACACAGUUUGUGUAAACAUCAAGUUUGCAGCUGCAACAUUACUACAGUGCCAACAUAUCAGACAAAUUGUAUCUCAUGAAACCUAUCUUAACCCAGGAAGUCAUGUGUUCUCAUGGCUUUCUGUAGGAUAAUAAGCACUAAGAAUUUCCUCAUGAGAAAUCUGUUUUCUAACACAUUUUAUACAAGAUUUCCAUGGUGCAAAGACCACUCUCUCUAGGGGAGAUCCUGUAUCAAAUGUUUUGCCUUGCAUAUUACAGUUUGUUAUCAAGUUUAUUUGUAAACUGAAUUCUUUGUAAGUAAAGUUGUGGUAAGCCUAUGAGUGUAUGCUAACAAAAACCUUUCAGGUACCUGCAGUGUUAUAUACUCAAGUCAGGCCUAGCUCUUGUAUUUAAGUAAAUCAGAAGUGUGCCAAAGAGAACUGAUUAAGAAGAAAAUAUUUACUGUAGGUUUUCAUAAAUUGCACCUUAAAACAACAAGUCAAUAAGAUGUAAUGCUGUAUUUAAAUUAAGUAUUGUAAUCGAUACAGAAAAGUACUAGUUUAUACAUUAAAAGGAAAAUUUACAGACUGAGUACAUUAUACUUUUUACCAGUGCAUAAAUAGUUUGAAACAGUCUUCAUUUGUGCAGCUUUGCUUACAAGAAGAAAGAAAACACCAGUAUCCACAAAGUGUACAAUCUAUGUCUUGUCUUUGCUUUUUAAAGUCACCUUUCUACAAUCACCCCAUUAUGUAGUCAUCUAUUAACAUGUACUGUGAAUUGUGUUCCUAACAUGCUUUAAAUAAAUAAUUUUCUCCUUCA
Messenger RNA from Tympanuchus pallidicinctus (lesser prairie-chicken), 3450 nucleotides. It is a transcript of the gene SLC1A1, whose product is annotated as solute carrier family 1 member 1. The record is from RefSeq and is a predicted model, not a curated record. Bases 91 to 1674 code for a protein of 527 amino acids. Gene Ontology annotation, cellular component: plasma membrane. NCBI's taxonomy places the organism in Eukaryota, Metazoa, Chordata, Aves, Galliformes, Phasianidae. Gene Ontology annotation, molecular function: L-glutamate transmembrane transporter activity; glutamate:sodium symporter activity; L-cysteine transmembrane transporter activity. Gene Ontology annotation, biological process: L-glutamate transmembrane transport. The transcript is spliced from 12 exons.